Messenger RNA from Blepharisma stoltei, 1276 nucleotides. The record is from the annotation of a GenBank genome assembly. Lineage: Eukaryota; Ciliophora; Heterotrichea; Heterotrichida; Blepharismidae.
AUGGAUUACAUAUUUGAGUUGAGUAAGUUAGAGUACAUACUUGAGAAAGACUGCUACAGAUCUACUCAGCUUGAGAACACAGCAACGACAAACGAUAUAGAAAAAAUCUUAGAAGCAUUAAAUACCACUCCAAUUACUAUUGAAAAUGCAAUGCCAGCAAUAAGAUACUUUUGAGUUUGCAAUUUUUAUAAAGAAUUUUUAAAUGAAGCAUCGAAUUUGGAGGAUUUUCUCGAAAAAAAUUGUCCAUGUGAUGCUAAUGAUAGCCCCGAUUUGGAACAAAAUCAAAGGCAGCUAGCUGUAGAAUCAGAGCAUUUUGAAAAUGCUGAUUUUAGCUGAGCCGAAGAUGAAAUAAUCAAGCUUGACCAAAUCGUCGAGGAAUAUAUUUUUUAUGAAAGUGUUUUGCAGGACAAAAAAUUGGUCUUGAAAGUACAGUGCACGCCUGAUAAAUGCUCAAUAAAUGUAGGCUCAGAAUAUACGUUUUUUCUAUCAGGAUCUUGAGUUAAAACAAUAGGAUAUACAAGUUCAAAUUCAGAAGAGCCAGAUAUCUAUGUAAAAGGCCCAAAUUUGCUUUCUUUAAAGUGAGAAAAUAAUAAAUUUGCUAUCAGCGAGUCUAAAACAAGAUCUCCAACUGGUGCAAUUUUUAUUGAAGAAAUACUAAUUAAAGACAAAGAUAUAUUUUUAGCUGGGAAUUACGUGUUUGAGUUUUCUAUAAUUGAUAAUAAUUCGCUGUCAUUGAGUUAUAGAAAAAGAGGCUCAUACCAAUGACUGUGGGAAUUUGAUAGUGCGACAUCUCUCCUAUAGGCAAAUUUGUUCGAAUCAAUUUUGAUAGUAAGACAUUUGACCCAAAAAAAACCGUUAAAUUUCGGCUAAAUGGGCACCCUUUUUAAAAAAUUUUCGACCAAAAGUACUUCGAUGAAAUGCACACUAUCAAAAAGGCACUAUCAUUGGACCUGCACCCAGAAAAAGAGACGACUGCAGCUCAUCAAAAGUUGUCUGGACGAGCGAUAUGCCUGUAAAAUUAAUAGGAAGAUCUAAAAAAGUGGCUGAUUUAUCUUUUGAAGAAGAUUCAACAAUGUCAAAAAUUCAUGCUGCAGUCGAGUUCAUAAAUGGGAAUUGAUAUAUGUACAACAGACACUCCAGAAAUGGGGUGUGAAAGCAUUUACAUAAUAGAAGGACUUUAGAUAAUGGAAAAAAUUCAGAAUGGAUUGAAUUACCUAAUUAUUCAAAAUUCAUGUUUCAUGAAGUAAUUUUCAUGGUGAGAAUGAAUUCAUAUUAA